AUGAAAAGGUUUUCACUGAUUGUAUUUUUGGAAGUUGAUAAUGAUGUUCGGGAUAAAGUUAACGAUGAACCUAUUGCACCAGGAACUGUUGGUUCCACUAAUGUUGUAGCUACUGUUUGUCCAUCCCAUAUUAUAGUUUCAAACUGUGGUAAUUCUAGAGCGGUUUUGUACUGUGGCCAUAUACCAGAACAGAACCACCCUGCUGCAUCAAACACUAACCAGCCCGAACAUGCUUCAAGCCCUUUGUCUUUAGUUCGAACAUGUCCACAUAUUCUACGAGAAAAGUUGUUGCUGCCUGCAUCAAAUAGCCAAACAUAA
This is a messenger RNA of Vicia faba (fava bean), 318 nucleotides long. The record is from the annotation of a GenBank genome assembly. Lineage: Eukaryota; Viridiplantae; Streptophyta; Magnoliopsida; Fabales; Fabaceae.